Didymodactylos carnosus is the source of this 2491-nucleotide messenger RNA. NCBI's taxonomy places the organism in Eukaryota, Metazoa, Rotifera, Eurotatoria, Philodinida, Philodinidae. The record is from the annotation of a GenBank genome assembly.
AUGGGAAUCCUCAUUGGAGAAUCAGCAUUGAAGAAAAGCGAAUAUGUUGCUUUAAUAAGAAAAGCUUUCGAUUUCCUUGAAACCAUAUUUCAUGAUCAAUUUGUUGAAUAUGACGAACAGCAACAACCAACUCAUUAUUCAACAUGUAUUGAAUCAACAACAGACGCCAAGAUAAUUGCCACACUGCAGCAUUCAUCGAAGUUUUUGUCUUCGGAUGAAGAUGGUCCACUAACAUCAAUGGCGUUCUUUGAACCUGGUACACUGAUAGCCGCAGCAAAACAAUCAACAUUCUUAACGGCAUAUAAUGGAAUAUAUGAUAUGAAAAAGGAUACAAUGACAUAUUCAAAGCGUGUACAAAAUAAAUCUUUAUCUGUUCUUGUUCCAUCAACCGGCUCAAAAUUUUCAACAAUAUUAGAAUAUUUCGAUAAUGGUAAUACAACUAGUGGAUUAUUUGAACGCUUUUUGUAUUAUGUAAUCACACCAACAUCAAUUAGCAAUGCAAUACGUUAUGGACAUGAACAACAAUUAAAUACAAAAUUACCUGCGUUAGAAUGCGUAUUUAUAACAAGAUAUUUGAUGGGAAAUCGUGUUUAUAUGUUUGAUGAUAAAGAAUACGAAUUUAUCAAUCCGAUUUUGAUUGAUUUAUUAACAAACGAAACUCCGCCUGAAAUAUCAACAAAACCGCCGUCGACAAAACGCAACAAGGCAUUACAACGACGCUCAGCCGAUCAUCUCGUACGAAUAAUAACGGCAUUUCAGGCGUUAUUUGAUGUUUGUGAUAUUUUAUCGAAAAUUUCCGAUUUCAAUUUCCACAAGGUCCCACCGUCUUUGAUCGCCGAUAUUGAGAAGAAUAUUAAUCAAACAAUGUAUGAUACGAAACUAACAACAAUAAUUAAUGUGUCGUCUACCGAUCAACAAUAUAUCGUAUCAUCUAUACAACAACAACCAAAACAUGGGCAAUAUUUACCAAUAUCGAUGAAAGCAAUAUCUACCGGUUUAAAAUUUUAUGAUAAACUAUUGUAUCCGAUAUCAGCAAUGUUAUUUAGUUAUGAUAUGGAUAUCGAACAACAAACAAGACAAGACAAUGAAAAUGAAAAAAAGUUGUUGCUGGCUAAAUUUAAGGUAUUCACAGUAACAUCAUUAACUGGUAAAGCAACAAAUGCUAAUGCUAUAUUUCACCAUCCGAAACCCGGGUGCUCUUCGGUUCAAACGUUGAUAGCAAAUUUGGCUCAAAAAGGUUUCUUGAAAGAAGGAAAAUUUGUACGUGUUAGUAAUAAACGUGUGCUAACAUCGUGGUGUAAAGUUAUUCCAGAUCCAAGAAAUGAUGAUCAGUUAAAACAAAUUGUUCAGACAUUAAAGCAAGAUUAUGGUUUAUCAUUAGCUGAUUAUCUGGAUAAUUAUGCAACAUGGCCAGAUAGUGCUGAUAUGUCAUGGACAUUACUUGGUGAUGUACUGAGAAUAAUUCAAGAACAACAGCGAUUUCUGGAGUAUCAUAAAGAUGAACAAAAAAGAAAACCCUGUGAAAGAAAAUCAAAUUUGAUGGUAAAUCACACACAACUAAUAGGUGCAUUGAAUAAUAUCCCGAACAAAAAUGUUGGGGAUCGGAACAAGAAUGAAAUUCAACUAAACGGUGCGGGUCCUAGUGGCCAAUCGCACUCGUGUAGUCGCAAUAAAGCAACGUCUCCAGUUCAUGUAACGAAUAUUACUCGGACACGUGUAAAAGAUCAACAACGAACAAUUUUAGAGCCUCAAAAUACACAAUCAUCCAUAACAAUCGAAAAUAUUUAUCCAGAAAUAUCUGAACGCCAUGCAUCCCAUAAUCAAACAAGUGAAUUAAAUUUGAUCACUAACAAUCGUCAAUCAUAUUUAUGUCAUGAUAUGAAUCUGUUGUUCGAUGAACUAAUAUUUGAUAAUAACUUCUGGUUGAUGGAUGAAAAACAUUCAUCAUUGCCUGUUAUGUUCUCCACUAAUUUACAAAGAGGAUGUGAUGCAACUAUUCUAGCUGAAGAUACGGAUGAAGCAGGUACUUCAAAUCAAAUAAAGGUUUUUGUAUUCUGGUUUUACGAGAGAAGAUCCCCAACUUUAAAAUCGCUUUCGAACUGAAACUCGGUAGUAAUCGAGGGUGCUGAUUACGAAUAUCAUCAUGGGAAGGGCCAAUACGGCUUCAGAGAUCCAGUUUUCCAGAAACUCAAAUCAGAAAAAUAUUUUCGAAAGCUUUCUUAAUAAGUCUUGUUUGCAGCACGUGAAAUUUUGAUUAAAAUGAGAUCUCCCAGCUCUACACCACCCGUCUUUGCAAAGUUAUAGAAUUUACAAGAAAAGCCCUAAAUAAUUUCUACUUAUUUCAGUAGCUUUGAGCUGACAAUCAACAUUUAGGGCUUUUCUUGUAAAUUCUAUAACUUUACAAAGACAGGUGGUGUAGAGCUGGAAGAUGUCUCAUUUUAAUCAAAAUUUCACGUGCUGCAAACAAGACUUAUUAAGAAAGCUUUCGAAA